Molecule: messenger RNA, 2606 nt
Organism: Anthonomus grandis grandis
Lineage: Eukaryota; Metazoa; Arthropoda; Insecta; Coleoptera; Curculionidae
Product: zinc finger protein 883-like
Exons: 15
Coding region: 806-2521 (571 amino acids)
Biological process (GO): regulation of transcription by RNA polymerase II
Molecular function (GO): RNA polymerase II cis-regulatory region sequence-specific DNA binding; DNA-binding transcription factor activity
Source: RefSeq, a predicted model, not a curated record
AAAGAAAACAAAAACGUAUUGGCCUUUACAACUUCAGCUUUGUAACUUCACUCCGCUCCCCCCCCCCACCCCAACAGGAGAGCUAACUUCACGCUAUCCAAAGACACUUUGUGGCGAGUUAAACGUAAAUGGAAUAGACCUGUAUACCGCAAACGAAGACUCUGAAUCCCUGUCCACAUUAGUAAAUAAAUAUUUACCUUUAUGGGUUGAGGAUGGUGACCUGUUUCCAAGGACAAUAUGCCCUGCAUGUCACAUCCAAUUAGAGUCCACAAAAAUUUUUCUGGAUCUGAUUAUCGAGGGCCAAGAAAAGUUAAGAGGAUUACUUAAAGCAGAACAGGCAUUGCUAUCACGCGGAGAAAAAGAACGAAAGAAACUAGAAAAGGCUCUGCAAAAUCUGAAUGUCAAUGCAAGUGUCGAAACUUACACCAUUCAUAGUGACGAAGACAGGGAGAAAUAUAUAAUUCAAAUAUACAGUGAUGGUCCACUGUUUUUGCCUGAUCAUGAAUUAUCUCUGAAGACUGGCCCAAAGCCAGGGAAAAAGAAGGGUAGACCCUACAAAGGAACUGUUACCAAAGUGCCCUCAAAAGAAACAGAAGUCUUAAAGGAGUCAACAGAUUCUACAGACAAUGGGUGCUUGGGACGUGGGAAAAGAAAAAUUAAGGCCCCGACAAGGUUUGGUGAUACUGUACAGGGAACAGAGUUGGUAAAUGUGUUAAAAAAAGAAGGAGUACUAACUGAGCAUGACUUACAAGAGGAUGAAGUUAAACAGGAGGUAGCAAGAGAAGGGUCUCAAACGGUUAUAGGCAUGGUUAUCUCAACUAAAGGCAACGAACAUGUUGAGCAGCCAGUGUAUGCACCUAUAUCAAGAAUAAAGAUCAGAGGUGACAGUACUUUUACUUCUGAUACUGGCAAAGGAGAAUUCAAUGAUAAAGCGACCCUCGAUACACAUAAUGAAAACUUUAUAUUAGAUGAAGACAUAAAAACGCAAGAAGAGUCUACAAAAAAUAAAGAACGAGAAAACUUGGAGUCCGUCAAUAAUAAUAUGGCCGAAGUGGGAGAUGAGGAGCAACCAUAUAUCGAAGACGGAAAAAAACAGACCGUAUGCGUCGAAUGUCACAAAACGUUUAGUUGCAGACAGAAUUUGGCAGUACACUAUCGAGCCAUUCACGAGGGUCGCAAACCGUUCGUUUGUGUGAUUUGUCAAAAAGGCUUUUCAUAUGCAAUCAGCCUAAAGAGCCAUAUGGUGUCACACAAAACGGAAGUGGAAAAUAUCUUCCCGGACGUUAUGUAUUCUUGCGACCCGUGCCAAAAAGUGUUUAACCACAAAAGUGCCCUGGAAUACCAUCGGCAGGUUGUACAUGGAAAUAUGAGAUAUUUUUGUAAUAAAUGUAACCGCGUUUUCAAACAUAAACAAAUUCUUUUACGUCACCAGGUGGUUCACACCGAAGAGCGACAUUACGAUUGCGAACAGUGCGGGAGCAAAUUUAAAACGAAAGCCAACUUGUCCAGUCACGUGAAAAUUCAUAAGGGCGCUAGGACGUUUGUUUGCUCGUUUUGUGGCAAAAGCUUUCACCAUAAAUCUUCUUUGACCGUUCAUAUCAGAGGCCACGAGGGUGAAAAACCCUAUAAAUGUAACCAAUGCGACAAAACCUUCUCCCAAAAAGGAAACUGCAGAGAACAUCAACGGAUCCACACCGGCGAGAAGCCUUUUAAAUGUGCCGAAUGCGACGCGGCUUUCACCACUUCCUCCCAAUAUCGACUGCAUAAGAGAAUACAUAGCGGGCUAUUGCCUUUCGGUUGCAAACAUUGCCAGAGACGAUUCCGGCACCGAAAAACCUACGAGACCCACGUGAGGAGACACAUGGGAGAAAAACCGUUUCAAUGUAAUUUUUGUGUCGCGUCCUUUCCGGAUCAGUGGGGUCGGACCAGGCACGAGAGGAGCCAUUUGGGCGAAAAACGAUAUCAGUGCGAUAUAUGUGAGAAACGUUUUACGUCAAAGCCUAGCUUAGUAGCGCACAAAAGACGACACAUGGAGAAAUUAAAUAAGCCAGUUCAAAUAUCUAAGGGAGAUAAUUGUGAAUAUAUUUUACCUUCGAUUACUGAACAACGUACCGAGCAAGAGGGAGAGAUUCAGGCUUCUGAGGAAAUCGCGGAUAGUACAGUCAAUAGUACACCGAUGCAAAUUCAAAAUAUGCUAGAAGAGGGUCGUACCAUAAAUAUUACAACGCCAGAGGGCGAGGCGAUAUCCCUGGUGGCCUCUGGUGAUGACAAGUUUCAAGGAUUUUUACCAGACGGCACUCUGGUUAGUUUCGAUAUCGUAGCGGAACAGAGCGACGUUCAAAUGCAAGGAAACGAAACGUCAGAGGUGGCUGCAGUAUCUGAAGUAAAUUUGCUGAAUUCGCCCCAAAUUCAUUUUUUGCAAGAAGACGUUAUUGCCACCGCAGAAAAUAAUUUAAAUAGCGAAACCAAAGUUUUGUUUAUAGAGAACUUUGACGAAACCGCGUUCCUUGCUACUGGUUAAGUUGUUGUACCGUCACUUUUGUAUUUCUUUUUUAAUGUUCCUGUCUUUUUAUGUAGCCUUUAUUAAAUAAGCCUAAGUUUUCUAA